Molecule: messenger RNA, 3879 nt
Organism: Lodderomyces margitis
Lineage: Eukaryota; Fungi; Ascomycota; Pichiomycetes; Serinales; Debaryomycetaceae
Gene: RPO41
Product: DNA-directed RNA polymerase
Exons: 1
Coding region: 1-3879 (1292 amino acids)
Biological process (GO): mitochondrial transcription
Cellular component (GO): mitochondrial DNA-directed RNA polymerase complex
Molecular function (GO): mitochondrial promoter sequence-specific DNA binding; DNA-directed RNA polymerase activity
Source: RefSeq, a predicted model, not a curated record
AUGUUACAGUACAAUAGAUCAGUGCUACAAAAGUUUGCCAAAGUCAAGUUGCACCAAAGAGUUCAAACCGCCAUCAGACAACAUACGUCGGUAGUGACUACGGUACCGAAUUCGAUACCGUUGUCGCCAUUCACAAACCGUUUUCUCGAGCCUUUGAAAGAGUUAAACUAUGUCAAAGGCAACGGCCCAAAGAGUGGUGCUAAUAAGAUCACAAAUUCGUCUUAUUUGGAUCUAAUACCCGACAGAUACGAGAUAGAAGAAUCAGCCCGAGAUAGCAAACACUAUUCAUCUAAAAACGAUGAUGUGACGAGGAAACCAUACGAGAAGGAAAUUAAUUAUCUAAGAAACAUGCUAGAGUCGUUUUCAACCGAUAGCUAUUUUGAACAAACAUUUCAAAUUCUUAGAUCCUUAUCCAAGCUUGUCAAUCAAGAGGAGCUUACUCAGUUUGGUAACAAAUCAUUAGAAGCAAUAGCACGAGAUUCAAAGAUGAAACCAGAAGGCUUGAAUAAGAUUAUUGGACAAAUGGAGGAAUUUUGUAACUUUAAAUCCGAUGAACGUACCGAAGCCAUUGUUUUGAAAAGCCUUAUACAAGAUGGCGGCAGUCUAGACAAUUAUUUUGCCCAUAUGGAGGAUAAACGAAUGAUCAAAAAGAUUCUUCGAAACACCGACGUGAUUGGAGCAGAUAAUAUGUUUAAAAUAUUUGACUGUGAUGAAAUUGACGUAUCAUGUGUCCCAGUGGAGUUGAUUGAGGUGUACAAGAAUUACAAGUUAAACCAGCAAAAUGGGCAAGUUGUUGAAGAUACAAUCAAACUACAAAAGAACAUUGAGAUCAACGCAUUGGACAAAGAAAACUUGGAUGAGUUAUUGCCAGUGGAUUCAUUUGGGUUGAAAGUGGUGAGACAUUCGUUACUAGGACUCAAGCCAAACCCAGAGUUGGCUCUACAAUUGGCAAAUGAGAUUGAGGAAAUUGUAGCUGAUUUAGAUGAGAUAACAAAACAGGAAGUUAGAGAUGGGAAACUAAAUUAUCAUGACAUUUAUAAACGAUUGCAAACGGAUGACCAGAAGAUGAAAUUGGACGAGGCCCUUGAGGCGUUCAACAUGGAUAGGCAAAGACAGAUUGAGAUUAGAGGAAUAGAGGGGGCAAAGGAGAAAUGGAAGCAUGACUUUGAUGAAGCUCAGAAAAGAGGCGAUUUCAAUUUGAACAAAAGUAUGAAUGCCCAGUGUUACGACUGGUACCAAAAAAUGAUACCCUUGAUCGAAAAAGAACAUGAAAUGUGCAAGGCCUUGUUGCGAGAGGACAAAUCAGUGACACAAGACGAUGCUACAUCUGCCAAAGACCGAGCAUUCUACGCCCCAUUUUUAAUCAAAGUUGGAGCUGAAAAAGCAGCGGUUAUAACCAUCUUGGAGCUUUUAAAAUUGAAUGCAAGUGGUGGUUACCAUGGUGGAAUGAGAGCUGCAAAGGCCAUUACCUCAGUUGGAAGAGCAAUUGAAAUGGAAUAUAGAACUACCAGCUUGGCAGACCAGGAGUACAAAAUGUCAGUUAGUUCUAAAGUGGCUGGAUCUUCACAAAUGAAGAAGAUUGUCAGAAACUCAAUCGACUCACUCGAUGAGACGGAUCCAGAAUGGGAUCAUGCUACACGUUCAAGAGUCGGUGGAGUGUUUGUUUCAUUUUUGAUGGCAAUAGCAAAAGUCAAGGUUAAAAGACAAACUCCAAAGGGAGCAAUUGAAGAUUAUCAUCCGGCAUUUUUCCAUAGCAUGCAAUUUGUUGGUGGUCAAAGGUUUGGUGUUAUUAAAGUGCAUAAUGAGAUUGGCAAAAACUUGUCAGGAACUUCGUUUAUGGAAACUAUUCAGCCACAAUCAUUGCCCAUGUUGGUUAGACCUAAGCCAUGGGAUUCCUUCUAUGGUGGAUGUGGAUUGUACUCAAAGAAUCCCUUAGUUAGGAUGAGGGAUGCACCAGAGACAGAAGCAUAUGUUAAAGCUGCUGCCAAGAGGGGGAACUUGCAAGAAGUUUUUGAUGGAUUAAAUGUGUUGGGUAGUACGGCGUGGACCAUAAACAAAAAAGUGUUUGAUGUGAUAUCCCAUUACUGGAACAAAGGAGACGAAUUUCUUACUAUCCCACCCGUUUUGGAAUCAGCUCAAUUUCCUCCAAAAUUGAGUCCCGAGGCCGAUCCUUCAGAAAGGUUCGAACACACAAGAGCCACCAUUAAAGCAGUACGGGAAUUUGCUGCCCUGAGGUCUCAAAGAUGUGAUUACAACUAUAAACUUGAAAUUGCUCGAGGCUUCAUUGGAGAAAAAUUGUAUUUCCCACAUAAUCUCGAUUUCAGAGGAAGGGCUUAUCCUAUUUCGCCCCAUCUCAAUCAUUUAGGUGGUGAUUUAACUAGAUCGUUGUUCCUCUUCUGGGAAGGUAAGGAGUUGGGUGAAAAGGGAUUAGAGUGGCUAAAAGUGCAAUUGGCCAAUGUGUACGGUGUCGAUAAAGCACCUAUACUGGAAAGAAUUCAAUUUGCCACUGAUAAUAUUGAACAAGCCAUUAAAUCUGCCAAUGAUCCAUUGAAUUAUGAUUGGUGGACCAAAGCAGAAAAGCCAUGGCAAGCAUUGAGUGUGUGCUUUGAGUUGGCUGAAGCUUAUAAAUUACCCGAUCCAACUAAAUUUGUAUCUUAUUUACCGGUGCACCAAGACGGUACUUGUAAUGGUCUUCAGCAUUAUGCUGCAUUGGGAGGUGAUAUUGAAGGAGCAAAUCAAGUUAAUUUAAACCCCUCUGAUAGACCCCAGGAUGUUUAUACAUUUGUUUCGAAAUUGGUUGAAAAUCGAGUCAUUGCCGAUGCUGAAAAGGGCCAUGAUAUUGCAAUAUUCUUUAAAGACAAGAUCAAAAGAAAGGUUGUUAAACAAACUGUGAUGACAAAUGUUUAUGGAGUUACAUUUGUCGGUGCAUUGGCGCAGAUCAAGAAACAAGUAGCUCAACAUUUUGGCGAAGAUCAAGAUGCACACAUUUACACCAAAUAUUUAACCAAGCAAGUUUUUGCAUCGAUUAGGGAAUUGUUUGAAAACGCCCAUUUAAUUCAAGAUUGGCUUGGUGAAGCAGCCAAGAGAAUCAGUAAAUCAGUUGCGAUUGAUUACGGAGAUGAUUCAAACAAUGAAAGUGAGUUGCAUUCAUCGGCAGUGAUUUGGACAACACCUUUGGGAUUACCUUGUGUUCAACCAUAUCGUGUUAACAAACACCAUUCGGUUAAAACAUCAGUUCAAGAUGUGCUUAUAUCUAAUCCUUCGGGAACUUCAACCAUUGAUGCUAGAAAACAGCAAGCGGGAUUCCCACCAAAUUUUAUUCAUUCCCUAGACGCUACUCAUAUGUUGAUGACGGCUACUCGCUGUGGUGAAUCGAGCUUACAAUUUGCCUCGGUUCAUGAUUCAUUUUGGACGCAUGCGGCAAAUAUCGAUACCAUGAACUCGAUCUUACGUGAUCAAUUUGUACGGUUGCACACAACAAAUCUAGUACAGAUACUCCGUGAUGAAUUUGUUGAGAGAUACAAAGGUUCAUAUCAAAUACUACAUAUUCCAUUGACGCAUGAGUUGACGAGCAAAAUCAAGUCGAUAAAAAAGCAAUGGGCCACUUCAAUUAAGCGAGCAGUCACUAUAACAGAUGAAUUAUACAUGGAAAGGAAAAGAUUGGAGAUGCUACAAUCAAAUAAUCCCGAGGAAGUCGAAGCGGGCAAAAAGAUGGAAACAACAAUUAGUGUGGUCGAAGAUUAUGAUCCUUACAAAUUUUGUUUACAAACAAAGCUUAAAUCUUAUGAUAUUUUAGUUCCAAUCCAAUUCCCCGAAGUCCCAGCAAAAGGUCAAUUUGACGUUCGAAAAGUCAAAGAUUCGCCAUACUUCUUUUCAUAG